CGUAGCCGCCUUAGCCGCCGCCGGCUCCGGCCCCGGGAUGUCGGCACUAUGUGACCCCGCUGGGCCCCCGGCCCCACCCGCGCCCGCCGCCCAUGGGCCCGCGUCCCCGCUCAGUGCCCAGGAGCUGGCUCAGGAGAUAAAGGCCUUUCUAACUGGCGUUGACCCUGUCCUAGGACAUCAACUGUCACCCCGUGACCAUGCCCGCUGUGGCCUCCUCCUGCUUCGCUCCUUGCCCCCAGCACGGGCAGCUGUUCUAGACCACCUAAGGGGUGUCUUUGAUGAGAGCGUCCGGGCCCACCUAGCUACGCUGGACGAUGGUGCUACCACAGGCCCUCAACAUCUCCGCCCACCACUCCCUUCCCACGUGCCUUCCGGGGGCCCUGGUCUGGAAGAUGUUGUUCAGGAGGUGCAGCAAGUGCUAUCUGAGUUCAUCCGGGCCAACCCAAAGGCCUGGGCCCCGGUGGUUAGUGCCUGGUCUAUUGACCUCAUGGGACAGCUGAGCAGCAAGUACUCUGGCCGCCACCAGCGGGUUCCCCAUGCCACUGGCUCCCUUAAUGAGCUGCUACAACUGUGGAUGGGUUGCCGGGCCACUCGGACCCUGAUGGACAUUUAUGUGCAGUGCCUGUCUGCGCUCAUUGGCAGUUGUCCUGAUGCUUGCGUGGAUGCCCUCUUGGACACUUCUGUCCAGCAUUCCCCACAUUUUGACUGGGUCGUGGCCCACAUUGGUUCCUCCUUCCCUGGCACAAUCAUUUCUCGUGUCCUGUCUUGUGGCCUCAAGGAUUUUUGUGUCCAUGGUGGGGCUGGAGGGGGCAGUGGGGGAACAGGUGGUCCUACUCCAACCCCUUCAGCAGACACUUUCCCUUCAAGCCCAGUUGUCCCUGGAGAGAAGCGUGUGCCUAAGAUUGCCUCUGUUGUGGGAAUCCUUGGACACCUGGCCUCCCGCCACGGGGACAGCAUCCGACGAGAGCUCCUAAGAAUGUUCCACGAGAGCUUGGCAGCAGGCUCGGGGGGGCGGGGGGGUGACCCCUCUCUGCAGGCCACAGUGCCCUUCUUGCUGCAGCUGGCAGUCAUGUCGCCAGCCCUGUUGGGAACUGUCUCUGGGGAGCUGGUGGACUGCCUGAAGCCGCCUUCGGUCCUGAGCCAGCUUCAGCAGCACCUGCAAGCCUUUGGCCGAGAGGAACUGGACAAUAUGCUGAGCCUGGCGGUGCAUUUGGUGAGCCAGGCCUCUGGGGCUGGGGCCUACCGGCUCCUCCAGUUCCUGGUGGAUACGGCCAUGCCAGCUUCAGUCAUCACGCCCCCUGGCCUGGCUGUGCCUGAUGCUGUCCGGGAGGCCUGCGAUCGGCUCAUCCAACUGCUGCUGUUGCAUUUACAGAAAUUGGUGCACAAUCGAGGAGGGUCCCCUGGUGAGGGGGUGCUGGGUCCUCCUCCACCUCCCCGGCCUGUGCCCUUUCUGGAUGCCCUUCGGAGCCAUGUUGGGGAGCUAUGUGGGGAGACCCUGAGGCUGGAGAGAAAGCGUUUCCUUUGGCAACAUCAGCUCCUGGGCCUGCUGUCUGUCUACACUCGGCCCAGCUGUGGACCCGAGGCCUUGGGCCAUCUCUUGAGCCGGGCCCGAAGCCCAGAAGAGUUGAGCUUGGCUACACAGCUCUUUGCUGGGCUGGUGGUCAGUCUCUCUGGCUUGUUGCCCUUGGCCUUGUGCAGUUGUCUGGCUCGAGUCCACGCAGGGACGCUGCUCCCUCCCUUCACAGCCAGGCUACUCCGGAACUUGGCACUGCUGGUGGGGUGGGAGCAGCAAGGUGGUGAAGGGCCCGCUGCCCUGGGGGCCCGUGUUGGCGAGGCCAUCUCUGCCCAGCUUCCUGAUUUGGCUCCACUCCUGCUGCACCCUGAGGAAGAAGUGGCUGAGGCAGCUUCAUCCCUGCUGGCCAUCUGCCCCUUUCCUCAGGGUGCCUUGUUGCCUGCCCAGCUCCUGAGCUUGGUGAGGGCUGGGGUGUCUCGGUUCUUUGCUUCCCUGAGGCUUCAUGGACCCCCAGGUGUCUCCUCAGCUUCCCGCCUGCUCACAAGGCUCUCUCAGGCCUCCCCAGCCGGCCUCAAAGCAGUCCUGCAGCUUCUCGUAGAGGGAGCUUUGCACCGGGGCAAUGCCGAGCUGUUUGGGGGUGAAGGAGAAGGGGGAAAUGAGAACGUUCCAGCUGCCUCAUCCACUUCAGCCUCGGCCUACCUGCUGGAGACCAACAGGCGGCACACUGCAGCAGUGCCGGGCCCUGGAGGCGUCUGGUCGGUGUUUCACGCUGGAGUCAUCGGCCGAGGGCUGAAACCUCCCAGGUCGGCCCAUUCCCGGAGUCCGCAGGAAGUGACCUACAACAUGCAGAGCCUUCUUCGCCUUCUGGUGCACUGCUGUAGUGCCUCCGGAGGGACCGAGAGCCUGGAUUGCUGGGGGGCGCCGGCGCUGAGCCCUGAGGCAGCCAAAGCUGUGGCAGUGACCUUGGUAGAGAGCGUGUGCCCAGAUGCUGCUGGGGCCGAGCUGGCCUGGCCCCCCGAGGACCAUGCCCGAACCACAGUGGAGCGGGACCUGCGCAUCGGCCGCCGGUUCAGGGAGCACCCGCUGCUCUUCGAGCUGCUGAAGCUGGUGGCUGCAGCGCCCCCAGCCCUCUGCUACUGCUCGGUCCUGCUUCGGGGGCUGCUGGCGGCCCUCCUGGGUCACUGGGAGGCCUCUCGCCACCUGGACACCUCCCAGUCACCCUGGCAGCUGGAGGCCUCUUGUACUCUGGUGGCUGUCAUGGCCGAGGGGAGCCUGCUGCCCCCGACCUUGGGCAACAUGCAUGAGGUGUUCAGCCAGCUGGCCCCCUUCGAGGUUCGGCUGCUGCUGCUCAGCGUCUGGGGCUUCCUUCGAGAGCAUGGCCCCCUGCCUCAGAAGUUCGCCUUCCAGCCAGAGCGGGGCCGCUUUGCCAGGGACUUCUCCAGGGAGGGUGGUGGGGCCGGAGGCCCCCACCUAGCGGUGCUGCACAGUGUCCUGCACCGGAACAUUGACCGCCUGGGGCUCUUCUCCGGCCGCUUCCAGGCCUGGCCCCCCUCGGCCUUGCCUGCGCCCCAGAGGCCGGGGACAUGAGGGCCAGCUGCCCUGGCCCCGAGUUUGAGCGCCAGCUCCAGCCCCCAUCACACCCCGACUCUUCUUCCUGCACUAAUAAAGGUUGCCUAGUUUGGAAAGA
Molecule: messenger RNA, 3200 nt
Organism: Gracilinanus agilis (Agile Gracile Mouse Opossum)
Lineage: Eukaryota; Metazoa; Chordata; Mammalia; Didelphimorphia; Didelphidae
Gene: INTS5
Product: integrator complex subunit 5
Exons: 2
Coding region: 38-3100 (1020 amino acids)
Biological process (GO): snRNA 3'-end processing
Cellular component (GO): integrator complex
Source: RefSeq, a predicted model, not a curated record